UGUGCAUUCUCUAUUCCGUCAUCCCACAGCUCAACCAGUUCCACUUAAAAAUCAUUUCCAAUGUCUCUCUCCCACUUAGCCACCACCACAAUUUCCAAUCCCACCAUCUCUGGGAGCCCUCUAAGAAAGUCGACAAGAAACACUUGUGGAUCUGUUCGUCUUUCAAACCGCACACCAUACACCUCUUGUGAACUUAACAAACAAAAUCAAGAGCCUACUACUCAUAAUGGUGGCAUUGAUAGGAGAAAUGUGCUCUUAGGGUUGGGAGGUGUAUAUGGAGCUACUGCUACUAUUGCUAACAAUGCAAUUGGAGCUCCGAUGGUACCUCCUAACUUGGCAACUUGUCAUCCCGCAACCGAUGAUGAAACCAAGCUACCAGUUGCCUGUUGUCCACCUUAUUCCUCAGCCAACAUCGUUGACUUCAAACCACCAUCAUCUUCAGAACCGUUACGAGUCCGCAAAGCUGCUCACAAGUAUAACUCUGAUGACAUCGCCAAAUUUGAAGCAGCCAUUGCUGCGAUGAAAGCAUUACCAAAAGAUGAUCCAUGGAGUUUCGGUCAGCAAGCGACCAUUCACUGCACUUUCUGUAAUGGAGCCUUUGAUCAGGUGAAUUCAAAAAAUCUACUUCAAAUUCAUGGAAGUUGGUUUUUCCUUCCAUGGCAUCGUUACUACCUCUACUUCUGGGAGAAAAUUCUUGGAAAACUCAUUGGUGACGAUACUUUUGCUAUCCCUUUCUGGAACUGGGAUAGUCCUAAAGGGAUGUACUUGCCGAAGAUGUACCAGCCCAGUAGCUCACCUCUUUCUGAUGAUACUCGGAACAAAGAUCAUUAUUCGUCGGUGAUCGAUUACAAGUAUAGUAUGAAUGAUCCUAAUCCAUCAACUCCUGCACAGAUUGAUGAAGUUGUUACUCGAAAUCUUGCUGAGCUUGAUAGUAUAUUCAAAGAAACUUUGCAACUACCAGCACUUUUCAUGGGGAAAGCACAAAGGGGUGGAGAGGCUGCUGCUAAUGCACAAGGGAGGAAUGAGGGCUUGCACAACGUUUUUCAUCAAUGGGUUGGACCUCUUGAAAAACCUUACCAUAAUAUGGGAAAUUUUGCCACUGCCGGUAAGGAUCCUGUGUUCUACGGUCACCAUGGAAAUGUGGAUCGGAUGUGGGAUAUCUAUAGCAAACUCCGUGGACAGAAAGUUGAAUUUAGAGAUCCUGAUUGGCUCGAAUCAUCUUUCAUCUUCUAUGAUGAGAAUCGCCAAGUUGUCAAUGUUAAGGUGAAGGAUUGUCUAACCCCAGAGAGCCUGCGAUAUAGCUACGCUCCAGAACCCCUUGCAUGGACAACAAUUCGUCGAAAAUACAAGAAACUCCAGAAUGCAGCACAGACAAGGAGCGCAGGUGACUCACUGAAACUAAAACCAGUUUCCGAGUUUGGAUCCGCACCAAGAAACUUAACAGAGCCAAUCCAAGUACUAGUGCAAAGGCCAAAGACAUCAAGGACCAAAGAUGAGAAAGCAGAUUCAGUUGAAGUUUUAUUCAUUGAUGGGAUACAAGUUACACAUGGAUCAACAGCAAGGUUUGAUGUUUACGUGUCGCAACCAAUUGCGGGACUGGCUGGUCCUCAUAACGGAGAAUUAGCCGGUAGUUUUGUGAAAGUUCCUCAUGCUCAUGGAGGAUCAGGUGCCCAUAAAAAUGUUUCGAGUUUGGAAUUGGGUAUUAGUACUUUACUUGAAGAAAUUGAUGCUGAAAGUUCACAGAAACUGGUUGUGACUUUGCUUCCUCGUAAUGGUGAUGUUGUUGUUGGUGGAGUUCAGAUCCGUUUAGUCGAUGUUGACGAUGACGAUCUUUAGUUACCGGGUGAGUAAACUGCAACAUGCCUAGAGCGCCGUUAUUUGCAAUUAUCUUCUUCAUAUAAUAAAUGAUGAUUGUUUUCAUUGAGUCCGUCGUUUCUCUAUCAGUGGACAUGUAAUGGUCAUGCAGUAUUUUCUUGUUUCCCGAUAUGAAUUUCGGGUAUUUUCUAUAGAGUAAUUAUUUAGGAGUCUGAGAAUAAGUUAAGGUGUAAUUCCAGGAUCAACUAACACUUCCGGUUGUUAACCGGAAUAGUGUUAUGUUGACGCUAACAUUCAUCUUAAUCUUAGUUGUUCCAUCUCUUAUUGUGUCUCAAUCAUAUUUAAUGGAAUUGCUGAUCGGUGUGAUGAUACA
This is a messenger RNA of Papaver somniferum (opium poppy), 2188 nucleotides long. RefSeq names its product polyphenol oxidase, chloroplastic-like. NCBI's taxonomy places the organism in Eukaryota, Viridiplantae, Streptophyta, Magnoliopsida, Ranunculales, Papaveraceae. The transcript is spliced from 2 exons. The record is from RefSeq and is a predicted model, not a curated record. Bases 61 to 1836 code for a protein of 591 amino acids. Gene Ontology annotation, molecular function: catechol oxidase activity.